Ceutorhynchus assimilis (cabbage seed weevil) is the source of this 2772-nucleotide messenger RNA. NCBI's taxonomy places the organism in Eukaryota, Metazoa, Arthropoda, Insecta, Coleoptera, Curculionidae. The record is from the annotation of a GenBank genome assembly.
CAAAAGUUGUUAAAUUUUGCUGUGCACAUUUAUGCCAUACUGCGCCAGACUCCAGACUGCGCGUCAAAAUAGCGGGAUUCAAUUUAGUGGCGUAGAAAAUUGCGAUUCUGCCAAACAAACUAAAAUUUCACAGAAACAUGAAUCGAAACUUCCCCAACAUUGUUUGGGCCAAUGAGACUCUAUACCGUAUACAAGACCACCUCGAGAGGAACCCCUACGAUCUUGACUUAUGGGCCAUUCUACUUGAUGAGGCUGCAGGAAAACGUAUUUCAGAAGUACGACCUCUUUACGAGCAUUUAAUUACUAUUUUUCCAGGUGCAUCCAAAUAUUGGAAGUUUUAUAUUGAACAAGAGAUUAAAGCCGAAAAUUUCGAGAGAGCGGAAAAGCUAUUCAAGAGAUGUCUUUUAAAUAUUUUGAACCUCGACUUGUGGAAGAUGUAUUUGACCUACAUUAAAGAGACUAAGAGGUCCUUGCCAAAUUACCCAGAAAUAAUGUGCCAAGCCUACGAUUUCGCUCUCCACAAAAUCGGCAUAGACAUAAAUUCUUUCAGUAUCUGGAACGAUUACAUAAAUUUCAUAAAAGGCGUCGAGGCUGUGGGUUGGUACGCAAAAAAACAGAAACUCGCCUCCCUAAGGUCACUCUACCAGCGAGGUAUUAAAACUCCAAUAACUGGCAUAGAUAGCUUGUGGAAAGAUUACUUAGAGCUUGAACAUAGGCAAGACCCGAUUCAUGCUGAAAAAACGCGCUUGGAAUUUUGCAAGAGCUAUGCAAGGCCUAGACAUGUAGCCAACAUGUUUGCAGAAAAAAUGAAAGGGAUCAAUAAGAAUGCUCAAAGUGUACCACCAAAUGGAAGCCCUCGAGAAAGGAAACAAGUCGAAUUAUGGUGGAAAUAUAUUGGAUGGGAAAUAGGUAAUCCCUUGCGGACAGAAGAUACUGCAUUGUAUACGAAGAGAGUUCAUUUUGCAUUUGAGCAAUGUUUGCUUUGUAUGGGCCAUCAUCCGGAUGUUUGGUUACGAGCUGCGCGACAUUUGGAAUUCAGCAGCAAAAUUUUGGUUGAGAAAGGGGACCUGAAUGCUUCAAAUGUCGUCAACGAACAAGUGGCACACAUUUUCGGGAGAGCAAUCGCAAUUUUGAACCGUAACAUGUUCCUAUACUUUGCUUACGCAGACUUCGAAGAAGGGCGUCUGAAAUACGAAAAAGUUCAUGAAAUUUAUUCAAAAUAUUUGGAUAUUCCAGGCAUUCAUCCUACACUGGCCUACAUUCAAUAUAUGAAGUUUGCCAGAAGAGCUGAAGGCCUUGAAUCGGCUAGAAAGGUGUUUAAAAGGGCCAGAGAUGAUCCUAGAUCUCAAUAUCAUAUUUUUGUUUAUGCCGCUCUGAUGGAAUGGCAUUAUUCGACGGAUAAAAAUACUGCAUUCAGGACUUUAGAAUUGGGUUUUAAAAAAUUCGGCGGCAUUCCUGAAUACGUCACUUCCUAUAUUGAUUAUUUGUCUCAUUUAAAUGAAAAUAACAACACCAGACAAUUGUUUGAAAAAAUCUUAUCGUCAGGGAGGCUUGGAAAUGAAAAUUCCAUCGAUAUUUGGAAUAAAUUUUUAGAAUUUGAAUCCAAUGUAGGUGAUUUGCCUUCCAUAGUUGAAGUUAAAAAAAGACGAGUGGAGGUAUUGUCCAAAAUCAAAAAAGUUGAAGGCAAGGCGACUGCCCAAUUGGUGGACAAAUACAGAUUUUUGGAUUUGUACCCCGGUACCCCGAAAGAAUUGGAAAAUAUCGGAUAUUCCGAGGUUAUUAACGUUACAGGAGUGUCAGGAAUGAAUACUUUUCUUGGUUCUAUAAUUGAUCAAGCCAAACAGAUACCUCUACCAAAACCCGAUUACGGUCAAAUGAUUCCCUAUAAGCCAAAGAAAAAUGCUUUACCUGGUGACCAUCCAGUGCCUGGUGGAUCAUUCCCAUUGCCUCCAUUAGCUGCUGAUCUAUGCAAACUUUUGCCACCCCCAGAUUGUUUCCAAGGUCCCUUUGUACAUGUUGAUAAGUUAAUGGACAUUUUCAACAGACUCCAUUUGCCAGAGAAAGCUCCUACCACCACAGAAAAUGGAUUCAUGCGGUUUUUUGCCAUUGCCAAAUCGGGUAUAAGGUUGGAUGAAUCCGAUUGUAGAGAUUUGCGUUUGCCUCCAAAAAAUGAUAUUUAUCGGAAGAGGCAACGAAAAAACUAAGAUUUUAGAUUUAUUAAUGAUUAUUUUAGUUAUGUAUUAUAUAAUAGAUAUUUGCGUUUGCCUCCAAAAAAUAUAUUUAUCGGAAGAGGCAACAAAAAAACUAAGACUUUAGAUUUAUAAAUGAUUAUUUUAGUUAUGUAUUAUAUAAUUAUGGUUUGCUUAGAACGAAUCUUCUUCGAAUGAAGAAGAGGCUACUUCUUGAUUUGAUUUGAUAAAUAAAGAAAAUAAUAUUUAUUUUUUUCAUUUAAUAAUCUGCAUAAUUUAUCAUCUCACUAUUGCUGAAUUCCUUCCAAAAUAUAUCUCAACAAAUGCCUCAAACACUUCCAUAACACUUCUUUUUUUUUUAUACAUCAAUUUUAGACUCUCUGGGUUUUUCUUUUUAAUUAUAAUUUUUUUUUUGUAUUUUUGUUCUCAUCGCCUUUCUUUGCCAAGGUAGCAUCAUCGCUCAGAACAUUUCCUUUAGAUGGCAAUUGUAAUUUUUCAAGAACCAGUUGCCUUUUUGCAGACUUCCGCAAAGCUGCUUUUUUAGGACUUUAGUUGAGGAUGGUAUUUAAGAAACCAAAUUUUG